AUGAAAAAAAUAACCUAAAGUACUUCUUCCACCCUCCUUCCUAAGCGAAGUUUGGCUAAGGCUAAAAGUUAAAAUUAGUUUGAGGAAACUGAUCCAGCCUAACGAGGUAAAGAAAUGAUAUCAGUAUGAAGACAGGAAAAUCAUUCGCAUGAGGAAUGUCGUUGAUUUGGGUGAUGUAUAAGAUGAUUAAAAAAGAAAUCAAAAAAAGAAUGGUAUUUAACACGUGUAAAAAUUUAUUAGAUAAUGAGAUCGAUCCUCUGCUUGAACAACUGGAUCAGUGGCAUGAAAAUAUAGUCUCCAAAAAGAAGAGAUAUGCAUUUGAAUAGAUAAAAUAAAAUGAAAACCAAAAAGCGAUUGAACAUGAAUUUAAUAUUGACAAUGGUCCAUAAAUCAAUUAAAACAUCAUUAACUAAAUCAUGAAGCCAAUUGAGAAAUAAUUUUAGAAAAGUUAAGAAACAAAUGAAGAUGUUCAGGUUAAAUUCCAAAUGCUCAGACCAAGCAAAGAACCAGGCAAUAAUGUACUUAAGACUUUAGAUUAAGUGAAAAUUGAAAUGAAUAAACAAAUUCUAAAUAGUAUACUAUUAUAAAAAGUCACAAAAAGGCUUGAUAUUUUAUAAAUCAAUAGAAAACAUAAGACUAAUUGGAACAUUCAAAAAUUGGAUGAAGAAACGACUCAAGUAUUUAGAGAUUAAUCUCAUGCUCUUAAAUAAAAGACUUUAAACAAUUUUAAAGGGAUUACAGAAUAUUUUAGUAAUCCAGCAUAAUAUAUUGACUAUGACAUUGUACUGACUAAAGCUAAGCACUAUUCAAAUAGGCCACCAACCUCUUUCCCUACAACUCAAAUACCUUAGCAACAAUAAACUUCCUCUUCUGCAAAACAAUUAAUGGAGAGCUAUUAAUUGUUCCAAACGUCAAUUAAGGAACAUAAAAAUAUCUAAUUUUAAAUGAGAAUAGAUAAUAAUUAAUUAGUGUAAGAAUAGAAUCAUUUGGAAGAAGAAGUAUCAGACAUUAGACGCAAAUUUCUUGUGAAAGAAGAGAAGGCAAGAUAAGGUUGGAUCCCUGAUCAACAAUAACUAUAGGUGGAAGGAACAUCUACAAAAAAGAGAAGUUUAAUGGAUACAAUUGAGAAAAUUAGAUAAUAGAGAGAUCAGGAAAUAAGAUAGAGAUUAAAAGAAAUACAGUAAUUGAGGAUAUAAAUGCAAUAGAAUAGUGAAAAAUAGUAAUAAGUCUAGAAGGAAUUAGAGGAUAUGAGAUAGAAAAAGCGUCGUUGUAAAAUGCUUUUAAAAGAUAUCUUUUUAAAGCAAUUGUAGGAGUCUAAUCAUUAAUUUGUUCCUGAAGGACUUGUAAGCAUAAUAAAGAAUAUGAGAAAAAUAAAUGAGAGUGCUAAAUUGGAAUAUUUUCCAAAAUAUUUAGAUGAAACAUCUCAAUAAUAUUUACUUUUAGCUGCACAAUUAGAAAUAGAUAUUGAAGAAACGAGAAUGUUAUCUUAGAAUUAUAAUUCACAAUAAAUUUUACUGCAUUCAAAUUUAGCAAAGCAAACUAUCUCAUCCUAACGCUAACAAAUCAGUGUAUCUUAAUUAAAGAAUCAAGUAAAAAUUCUGUUGAAAAAGAGUAAGGUAUCAAUAAAAAAACCUGUCUUUGUCCAAGGUAUUGAUCCAUUAAAUCCCUCUUCGUUUGCUCCUGUGAUUAAAUGGGAGCAUCAAGAAUUAGAACCUUAGCAAAUGAUUGAACCAAUUGAAAACAAUUUCAAAUGUUAAAAUAUAUCUUCCGAGCGAAAUAAUGUGAUAAAGGAUUAUAAUCAAAAGUUAGUGUAAUUGUAAUAAUAAUUGGAGAGCUCAACCAACGAGGAAUGUAAACGGAUUUUGAAAUACUAUUAGAAUAAGAAAUUAUUAUCUGAUGUGUAAGAGUUAAAGAUGGUAUUGUAUGCUUUAUUUGGUUAAUCAUAAGGAGAUCAAUAGUGGAUUCCCUUUGUGGUAGAUUGGACUGAAUAAAAAUCAUUGAAUCCACAAUAAAUUUUUAGACAGGAUGAACAGCAAAAACAGAGUACUUCUUAAAGAGAUCAGCAUACUCUCCCUGAUAUAAUGAAAACGAAGGUAUCUGAAACAUUCAGAAAAUUGACAGAAGUAACAAAUAUAGAUUAUAAUUUUGAAUUAUAUUAUUGAUAUGUCUUAGAAAUUCUACACCCUUAUUGCAUUUGCAUGUGUGAAUGUGGUUUGCAGUUCUUUCAUUGUUUUUACUUAUUUGGCAUGGAAAGCUGGACGAAAAUCUCCAGGAGAUAUUGUAUUUGCUUUGGGACUAUGCCAAUUAAGUACUUCUAUCUAUUGGAUGAUGUCAAGUCCGGAUGUCAAUACCCCCAGCAAUCCUGAUAAUAACUUAAAUGACACAUCCUUUUGCAAAUGGGUAGAUUUCACCUAGAACUUAGGGUUUUUGGGCUAGUUUAUAUACAAUUUUGCAUAUUGUUUUACAAUGAGGUAAUCGUCAAGAUUAUUUUAGGUAGGAGAUCACAAAUGUGUUGAAAACGAAUGCAAAGUUUAAGUUAUUGCUUCAUUCCUUUUGUUUGGUGUUUACUCUAUGUAUAUCAUUGAUCUUGUUUGCGUUUCACCCUUAAAUAUAAUAAAUGGCAGGUCCAACAACAUUGAAUAGAUGCAUCAACACAAUUAUUUUAGAGAGGAACUAUUUGCCAUUGGCUCUUUAUGUAUUUGAGUUUGUGUACAUCAUAUCAGCACUAUAUACAAUAUGGUACUUCUAUUAGAACCUACCAAAUGAUGUGACAUUUAGAACUAAUAAAAAAUCUUCGCUCAUCAGAUACGUCAUGUAUAUCAUUUCCACAAUAUUUCUGGCGUUGUUCACUCUGCUAAGCACUUUUAUUUAAACAAGUGAACAUCCGUCAUCAUAGCCUGCAAGUUUGGACACAGUGAUGAUGAUAUCAACAUGUUGUUUAUACACUUUGGGUUCUGGAAUUCUGUGUUAUCAGAGAGUGAAGAAUCCUGCUCUGUUGCGCAAGAUAGUUAAUAUGGUUCAUAAAGCAUUCUAUCCUCAACCAAAAAAGGAGGUAGAGAUUGUUGAUGUGGACACGCAAUUCAUUGAAGUGCAGAAAUUUAUCAGAAUGUUUUAGAUUAGAAGUGUUUUAGCUGGGAUUAUCUAGUAUUUUAAUAACAUCGAAGAGUAUUUAGAUAAUGCACAAUUAGAAGAAAAUGUGGAUAAGCCUGAAAGUGAUGUUGAUAGAACUUCACAAUUAUUAAUUUAAAACAGAAAUACUUACAACAAUGAUUUUACAUUAAAUGCUCAUCUGAUUAGAGAAACUUUGAGUGAAGAAUAACUAGCUAUAGCGAAGACUUUAGAGAAAUAUAAAUUAAAUAAUUAAGCUUUAAACAAGGAAUUUAAUUUUUAUGUUAAAGAAACCUAAUACACAAAAGGAAAGAAUCCAAAGAUGUUUGCUUUAGCUCCAAAGUAUUUUUACUAUGUAAUUCUAUCAGUAUAAUGUUUAGUUAUUUAAAUUUGACAACUUAGACAUUGAUGCACAUGAUUCAUUCUCAUUAGAGAAGAAUGCAGAAUUAAUUGAAAAUAUGAUUAACGUGGACGGAGGUAAAUCAGGCGAAUUCUUUUUCUUUAGCUAUGACAACAAAUGGAUUUUGAAAACUAUUACUGAAAGAGAAUUGAAUAGUUUCAGACAAAGGAUGGAAGAAUAUUUUCAUCAUAUGAGUGAAUAUAGGAAAUCUCUGAUAAAUAAAAUUUAUGGGAUCUUCUCUUAUGAUAUGAAUUACAUCUCAUCAAGUUGUGGCAUUAUUUAUCAUAUGGUCUUGAUGAGGAACAUAUCUCAAGUGCCUCGUCCUUUUGUUAAGAGAACCUUUGAUAUGAAGGGUAGUGAAGUUGCAAGAGAAGCAUUGAAGGGUAAACCUAAAGACAUAGAUCUCUCCAAAAUCACUUUGAAGGAUGUGGAUUUUGAUAAUCUUGAAAAAUGGAUUAAGAUAGAAUAAUCCCAAAGUGAUUUUGUGAAAUUCUAACUCAUUAAAGAUGCUGAAUUUUUCAAAAAUACUUAUUUACUUGAUUAUUCUCUCUUGAUAAUGAAGAUAGAUUGGGGGGAGUAUUAAGGUAACGUAGAAAGAUUGGUGGAUCUACCUUAAAAUGCCUAUCCUUCCCAAGAAGAACCUAAUAUCUACUAUCAUAUUGCCAUAAUCGAUUAUCUUUAAGAAUGGAAUUUGUCCAAAAUGGCAGAGAAGGCUUCCAAAUAAUUAUUGGCUAUGAACCCUAAUUUAAAUGUUUCUGCUCAAACUCCAGAAAUAUAUGCUUACAGAUUUAUAAAUAAUCUAGUCAAUAAGAUUUUUAGAUGA
Messenger RNA from Paramecium octaurelia, 4331 nucleotides. The record is from the annotation of a GenBank genome assembly. Lineage: Eukaryota; Ciliophora; Oligohymenophorea; Peniculida; Parameciidae.